Molecule: messenger RNA, 1461 nt
Organism: Cryphonectria parasitica EP155
Lineage: Eukaryota; Fungi; Ascomycota; Sordariomycetes; Diaporthales; Cryphonectriaceae
Exons: 4
Coding region: 1-1461 (486 amino acids)
Molecular function (GO): metal ion binding
Source: RefSeq, a predicted model, not a curated record
AUGGUGGUCUGUAAGUUUUACGAGCAGGGAAACUGCAGAUAUGGUGCCAAUUGCAGGUUCGAGCAUCUCAACACCAAUAGACAAAAUCAAAACCCUUUCAGCGCCCUGUCCAACACUCGAGGCGGAUCUGAUGGCAACACCUACAACCUCAACCGUGACACCAUAGUCAGGGAUCUCACUGAGGAGCGGCCAUCAUGGCUUCUGUCCGCAUACUCACCCAGCCGGGACCUCCCGGAGCAGCUUUGGGGAGGGCAGCUCGAGCAGAGUUUCGAGGAGAUGCGACUACACUUCAUGACGGGAGCCGCAGCAGGCAAUCCCCAGGGAGCUUUGAACGACAUCCAACAACUCGAAGCCCAAGCGCAGCAGAAGAUACAGGCUGCGGUUAGCAACCCAGACGCAGCCAUCGGCUACAUCCAACAAGCUGGGAACAACCACCCAAACCGCCAAGAUCUGUGCCGGAAUGACCCGUCUCGAAGCACCGGAGAAUUCGCCGUUGGCAAGCGUCCUGUUGGUAUCGCGUCUCCCCAGGCACCCAAUGCUUUUUCACAGCCAGCCCCGACCAGCAAUCCGUUUGGUCAGCCGUCUGCUCUUGGUCAGAGACCCAACCCAUUCAGUACUGGGACGUCAGGAUUUGGGCAACAGUCGGGUCCUAGCCAGUCCUCACCUUUCGGUCAACCCUCAGCUCUUGGUCAGACCUCUGCGCUCGGUGGUGGCGGGUUUGGUCAGACCUCAUCACUCGGCCAGAACUCCACACUCGGCGGCGGCGGCUUUGGCCAGGCAUCUGCCCUGGGCCAGAAGCCCAAUCCUUUUGGCCAGCCCUCUUCCCUUGGUCAAGCUGCAGGCACUGGAUUCGGCCAGACGCCUUCUCUGGGACAAAAGCCCAAUCCCUUUGGAAAUACUGGUUUCGGCCAAGCAUCACAGCUCGGAGCUAAACCCAAUCCUUUCGGAUCUGGGGCGAAUAAUGCUGCUGCGCCAGCAAACCCUUUUGGCCAGCCCGCACAGUCGACUACCUCUGCAUUUGGCCAACCAGCUCAGCCUGCUGCAAAUCCUUUUGCUGCUGCGGCUCCUCAGCCCUCCACAACUACUACGAGUGCUGCAGUGACUGGUCCAUAUGCGCCCAACGCCUCGCGGCAGCACCCACCCUUUGAGAGCUAUGCGACUAAGGCACCCAAUGGCCAAUUGCAGAUGUGGAAAGGUCAGCAGGUGGCGCCGAAGGAAAUCGAUGAUGCCUUGGCCAUCGGCACACAAAACUUUGGUCAAGGCUGGUCCAAGAUCUGGUUUCCUGACGGCCCGCCCCCUUACUACAAGGAGACAGAGCCCGAAGGCGAGUAUACGGAGGCGGACAAGGCCAAGUGGAAGAACUUCAUGGCGACGGGCAAGUUUGACCUCGCUACUUCAGGCGGCGGCGGCGGCAUGCCUGAGGCACCUCCUCUGAGAGAGUUCGUCCAGUGGGAUUUCUAA